Molecule: messenger RNA, 1419 nt
Organism: Oldenlandia corymbosa var. corymbosa
Lineage: Eukaryota; Viridiplantae; Streptophyta; Magnoliopsida; Gentianales; Rubiaceae
Source: the annotation of a GenBank genome assembly
AUGAAUUUUUACUCCAUCAAUUCAUUCCUCCAGGAUUGUUCUCAAUCAAAAAGCCUCAAAACCAUCAAGAAAUUUCAUGCACACAUAGUCAGAACAGGCCUCAUCUUUUUCUUCCCUAAUCUUCAGACUAAGCUCAUUUUAACAUAUGCUACUUGCUUUAACAAUAUCAAAACUCGCAACAGUCAAACAUUCACCAACUUGUUCAAAUUCCUGAAUCCCAGAAACCCAUUGCCCUUUAAUUCAAUUAUCUCCCAUUUUUCUCAAAGUGGGCAUCAUUCACUUGCUCUCCAGACCAUCUCUUUCAUGCAUUUCAAUGGAGUUUCCAUGGACUCUUAUGCUAUUUGCAGCUCUUUGACAUCUUCAUCAGGUGAUCAAAAUCUAAUCUUUGGGGAAAUAAUGCAUGCCUUUGUUGUAAAAUCGGGAUGGUUUUCGAGUGUUUUCGUUGGCAGUGCCCUGAUCGAUCUAUGUGCAAAAUUGUCGGGCAUAGAUGAUGCGACAAAGGUGUUUGAUGAAAUGCCUGUUAAGAAUACUGUUUGCGUGAAUGCACUUUUGUCGGGUUUAGCUGAGGCUAAGAUGUGGAAUCAGGGACUGAAAUUGGUCCGGAAAAUACCUUGGUUAGAGCUGGAUUACGACCAUUUUACAUUUGCAGCCGCUUUGCGCUGUUCUGUUGGGCUAUCAGCCAUGGAGUUUGGUCGACAGAUUCAUGGAAUUGUGGUUCGUCAAGUGUGGGAUUUGGGAGCUGAUGUGUUUCUACAGAGUUUAUUGAUUGAAAUGUAUGGGAAGUGUGGGCUAGUAGAGAAAGCUGAGCAAAUUUUUAGCCUGGCUGGGUUCACUCAAGGGAUGGAAAUAAAGAGAGACGUCGUCUUAUGGACUUCAUUGCUUGGAGUUUACGGAAAAAAUGGGAAUCACGAAUCAGUGAUUAUGUUGUUCAGGGAGAUGUUGGAUGAAGGAAUCAGGCCUGAUGGAGUUGCAUUUUUGGCAGUCAUCUCAGCUUGUGGUCAUACCGGUCAAGUGGAUCUUGCUUUUGAAUACUUUACGUCCAUGGCUCACGACUUUGGGUUGAUACUAGGUCCAGAGCAUUACAGUUGUUUGAUUGAUUCACUUUGUCGGGCUGGUGAACUUGAGAAAGCAUGGAAGUUGAUCAGUGAAAUGCCUUGUGAAAUAACUAACAAUUGCACUGUUGCUAUGUGGGGGACAGUGCUAAGUGCUUGCAGUGAAUGCGGAAAUGUUGAGUUGGGAAAAUUGGCUGGUCAAAGGGCGCUUCAAUUAGAACCGGAAAACACUGGAAUUAUUGUUUUACUGUCGAAUAUGUACGCCAACCAUGGUAUGUGGGAUGAGAUUGAACAGUUAAGGGAAUCGAUGAAGGGAAGAAAGAUAAUAAAAGAUAUUGGAUGCAGUUGGGUAGAUGUUGCUUCAUGA